GGUCUAACAAACCUUUAUAAUAAUAAUAAUGAAAGUUGGCAAGAGUAUGAAUUGAACUCAACAAAAGAAACCCAUCUCCACCUCCUCCACCUCCUCCUCCUCCUCACCUUUAACAUCAUCUUCAUAUUUUUCUUUCUUCUGGGUAUCCCAACAAAGAGGAAAAUGGAUUGCUCUAUUUGUAGCUCCAUGCCUUCUAUUCUUAGGCCUCCAAGAAAUACCAUAUGUGGAUCAUGCUAUGACGGAGCUAAAACUGUAAUCACUUUGAUGAACAAAUUUGAAAACGAUAAAGGAAGUGACAAAGCCAAUACUUCUGUUGUUUCUUUCCCAAAUUCGUGCAAGCCUCAGCCACUAGCAAAUCUUCCAAAAUGGAUGAACAACAUGAAGGAAACAGAAGAUGAACUGAAUGAAAAAAUAAAUUUCCUCAGUGGAUUUGUUUCUUUAUUUAGAGAUCGAAUUCUUACUGACAUCCAACUCAAACCUGGCAAUGGUGGUCCUUCCAUUUCUGCGCACAGAGCGUUACUGGCAGCAAGAUCAGAAAUAUUCAAGAACAUGCUAGAUUCAGAUGCAUGCAAAGCCCCAGCAAAUGACACAAUAACAAUUCCUGAGUUAAACCAUGAAGAGCUGGAGUCUCUCCUGGAAUUUCUCUACAGUGGAAGCUUGGCUGCAGAGAAGGUGGAGAAGCAUAUCUACUCAUUGACACUAGCAGCAGAUAAAUAUGAAAUUCCAUUCUUGCUGAAAUUCUGUGAGAGAUACAUGCUUAGAUCCCUCGUCUCUUCUAAUGCUCUUGAUGUCCUAGAGAUCUCAGAUGUGUGUUCCAACAAAAUAUUGAAGGAGACUGCCUUGAAUUUCAUUGUUAAGAACUUGGAGGAUUUAGUUUUUUCUGCUAAAUAUGAAACUUUUGUAUCCAAAAACCCACAUCUAUCUGUUCAAAUCACAAGGGCAUUUUUGAUGGAUGCCAAAAGCAGAAGGAGAAAUGAGGCCAUUGCUUGAGACAAAAUUACCAAGAAUUAAUGUGUGGAAUUAAUCCAUUUUUCCAAAGUAUUCAUCAAUAAAAUCAAUAUUAAAUGUCUA
Hevea brasiliensis (rubber tree) is the source of this 1071-nucleotide messenger RNA. Its product is annotated as BTB/POZ domain-containing protein At3g56230-like. The transcript has 3 exons. Gene Ontology annotation, molecular function: protein binding. Bases 163 to 990 code for a protein of 275 amino acids. The record is from RefSeq and is a predicted model, not a curated record. NCBI's taxonomy places the organism in Eukaryota, Viridiplantae, Streptophyta, Magnoliopsida, Malpighiales, Euphorbiaceae.